CGCGCUCUGCACGGAACCGACCCCGUACCCAUGGCUCUGAUAAUGGAGCCGGUGAGCAAAUGGUCUCCGAGUCAAGUAGUGGACUGGAUGAAAGGUCUUGAUGACUGUUUGCAGCAGUAUAUUAAGAAUUUUGAGAGGGAGAAGAUCAGUGGGGACCAGCUGCUGCGCAUUACACAUCAGGAGCUAGAAGAUCUGGGGGUCAGCCGCAUUGGUCAUCAGGAACUGAUCUUGGAAGCAGUUGACCUUCUGUGUGCAUUGAAUUAUGGCUUGGAAACAGAAAAUCUAAAAACCCUUUCUCACAAGUUGAAUGCAUCUGCCAAAAAUCUACAGAAUUUUAUAACAGGAAGGAGAAGGAGUGGCCAUUAUGAUGGGAGGACCAGCCGAAAAUUGCCAAACGACUUUCUGACCUCAGUUGUGGAUCUGAUUGGAGCAGCCAAGAGUCUGCUUGCCUGGUUGGACAGGUCACCAUUUGCUGCUGUGACAGACUAUUCAGUUACAAGAAAUAAUGUCAUACAACUCUGCCUGGAGUUAACAACAAUUGUGCAACAGGAUUGUACUGUAUAUGAAACAGAGAAUAAAAUUCUUCACGUGUGUAAAACUCUUUCUGGAGUCUGUGACCACAUCAUAUCCCUGUCAUCAGAUCCUCUGGUUUCACAGUCUGCUCACCUGGAAGUGAUUCAACUAGCAAACAUCAAACCAAGCGAAGGGCUGGGUAUGUAUAUUAAAUCUACAUAUGAUGGCCUCCAUGUAAUUACUGGAACCACAGAAAAUUCACCUGCAGAUCGGUGCAAGAAAAUCCAUGCUGGCGAUGAAGUGAUUCAAGUUAAUCAUCAGACUGUGGUGGGGUGGCAGUUGAAAAAUUUGGUGAAUGCACUACGAGAGGACCCGAGUGGUGUUAUCUUAACUUUGAAAAAGCGACCUCAGAGCAUGCUUACCUCAGCACCAGCUUUACUGAAAAAUAUGAGAUGGAAGCCCCUUGCUCUGCAGCCUCUUAUACCUAGAAGUCCCACAAGCAGCGUUGCCACGCCUUCCAGCACCAUCAGUACACCCACCAAAAGAGACAGUUCUGCCCUCCAGGAUCUCUACAUUCCCCCUCCUCCUGCAGAACCAUAUAUUCCCAGGGAUGAAAAAGGAAACCUUCCUUGUGAAGACCUCAGAGGACAUAUGGUGGGCAAGCCAGUGCAUAAGGGAUCUGAAUCACCAAAUUCAUUUCUGGAUCAGGAAUAUCGAAAGAGAUUUAAUAUUGUCGAAGAAGAUACUGUCUUAUAUUGCUAUGAAUAUGAAAAAGGAAGAUCAAGUAGUCAAGGAAGACGAGAAAGCACCCCAACUUAUGGCAAGCUACGACCUAUAUCUAUGCCAGUGGAAUAUAAUUGGGUGGGGGACUAUGAAGAUCCAAAUAAGAUGAAGAGAGAUAGUAGAAGAGAAAACUCUCUACUUCGGUAUAUGAGCAAUGAAAAGAUUGCUCAAGAAGAAUACAUGUUUCAGAGAAACAGCAAAAAGGACACAGGGAAGAAGUCAAAAAAGAAGGGUGAUAAGAGUAAUAGCCCAACUCACUAUUCAUUGCUACCUAGUUUACAAAUGGAUGCACUGAGACAAGACAUCAUGGGCACUCCUGUGCCAGAGACCACACUAUACCAUACAUUUCAGCAGUCCUCACUGCAGCACAAGUCAAAGAAGAAAAACAAAGGUCCUAUAGCAGGCAAGAGCAAAAGACGAAUUUCUUGCAAAGAUCUUGGCCGUGGUGACUGUGAAGGCUGGCUUUGGAAAAAGAAAGAUGCAAAGAGUUAUUUUUCGCAGAAAUGGAAGAAAUAUUGGUUUGUCCUAAAGGAUGCAUCCCUUUAUUGGUACAUUAAUGAGGAGGAUGAAAAAGCAGAAGGAUUCAUCAGUUUGCCUGAAUUUAAAAUUGAUAGAGCGAGUGAAUGCCGCAAAAAAUAUGCAUUCAAAGCCUGUCAUCCUAAAAUCAAAAGCUUUUAUUUUGCUGCUGAACAUCUUGAUGAUAUGAACAGGUGGCUUAACAGAAUUAAUAUGCUGACAGCAGGAUAUGCAGAAAGAGAGAGGAUUAAGCAGGAACAAGAUUACUGGAGUGAGAGUGACAAGGAAGAAGCAGAUACUCCAUCAACACCAAAACAGGAUAGCCCUCCACCCCCAUAUGAUACAUACCCACGACCUCCCUCGAUGAGUUGCGCCAGUCCUUAUGUGGAAGCAAAACAUAGCCGACUUUCCUCCACAGAGACUUCUCAGUCUCAGUCUUCUCAUGAGGAGUUUCGCCAGGAAGUAACUGGGAGCAGUGCAGUGUCUCCCAUUCGCAAGACAGCCAGUCAGCGCCGCUCCUGGCAGGAUUUAAUUGAGACGCCACUGACAAGUUCAGGCUUACACUAUCUUCAGACUCUGCCCCUGGAGGAUUCUGUCUUCUCUGACUCUGCAGCCAUCUCCCCAGAGCACAGACGGCAGUCUACCCUGCCAACUCAGAAAUGCCACCUGCAGGAUCACUAUGGGCCGUACCCCUUAGCUGAGAGUGAGAGGAUGCAAGUGCUAAAUGGAAAUGGGGGCAAGCCUCGAAGUUUUACUCUGCCUCGAGAUAGCGGGUUCAACCAUUGCUGUCUGAAUGCUCCAGUUAGUGCCUGUGACCCACAGGAUGACGUGCAACCCCCAGAGGUGGAGGAAGAGGAGGAGGAGGAGGAGGAGGAAGGGGAGGCAGCAGGGGAAAACAUAGGAGAAAAAAGUGAAAGUAGAGAAGAAAAGUUAGGAGACUCAUUGCAAGAUUUAUACAGGGCACUGGAGCAGGCCAGUCUGUCACCACUAGGAGAACAUCGUAUUUCAACCAAGAUGGAAUACAAGCUAUCAUUUAUAAAAAGAUGUAAUGAUCCUGUAAUGAAUGAAAAACUACACAGGCUGAGAAUUCUCAAAAGCACUUUAAAGGCCAGAGAAGGGGAAGUAGCCAUUAUCGAUAAAGUCCUAGACAAUCCAGAUUUGACAUCUAAAGAAUUCCAACAAUGGAAGCAGAUGUACCUCGACCUUUUCUUGGAUAUCUGUCAAAAUACCACCUCAAAUGACCCACUGAGUAUUUCUUCUGAAGUAGAUGUAAUCACUUCCUCUCUAACACACACACAUUCAUACAUUGAAACGCAUGUCUAAAUGUAUUCUGCCUUCAGGCUAUCUAGUACCUGCUGGUACUCUGAACACAUAUAUAAGGUAGUUUUUUAUAUCAAUGUGUGGAACACUUGACAAGCUAUACUUUAAUGUUACCAAACUAUAUGAAACAAACCAUAUAUGGUCACAAUACCACUAUCUUUAAUGAGCAUUUGUAUAUUUUAUAUGCAAUCAGUGCUCAGCUUAUGUUUACCAUGUGCAAAAUCAACUGUCUUUAAUGACUUAAAAUUAACUUUUGCAAACAAUUCUAAAUACAGGUGGUCUUCAAGUAGUAAAACCACAAAAGGCAGUUUUCUAUCUAUGGUCAUCUUUUCUCCCUUUAAGUUAAUUUUAUAUAAACAAGUCUUCAAAAGUAAAUCACAUUUUUUCAGGUGCAGACAUCCUUGUGGGUGGGAAAGAAUUUAAACCUUUUUUAUAUUUAUUAAAAUGUUCUAAGAAUUUUCUUAAACAUUGCACAAAGUUUAAUGCUGUAGUUUUAUUUUUGUGAAAUGUAGAUGCACAUACAAGAGCUAAGCAAAAUAGAAGAGCAUUGACAUAAGAAAAGUUCAGGUAUCUAAUAUUCGUCUUAAUAGUCUAUUAACUUGUGAAAGCUAGUUAAUGGAAAUAUUAUUCCAAAUCUAUGAGAACACUUGGUGUAUCAGGGCAAAGCUUUGUAAGAUGUUUUUGUAACUAAGACCAAAAUUGAAGAUAGAGCUGCUUUAUUUUCUUGGUUUAAAUCUUCCUUUAUUUUUGUAGUGAUGAGAUGCUGAUUGUGUACAGAAGAAUUUGAGAGGGGAUUUUUAAAAACUGACUUAACACACCCAGAAAGGCAGCUAACAGCUAUAUAUAUAUAAAUUUCAGCCCAAACUCAUGUUUUUAAACUCCAACUCUUAAAAGACAACAAGGUAUAAACUGAAAUGAAUCAACUUUCCACUUAGUUUCCAAUUUUCCCCUAGUCCACUAAUUAAACUUAUGUAAUUAUACUUCAGGCAGGGAAGUACAAUAUGUUUAGUUACAGGCUGAUGUGUGUUAUAAAAACAACACUGAAAAAUAAAAAUGUACUUCCCUACUAAGGAGCAAGUGGGUGAUGGUCAUUCGGAGAGAUGUCACAUCGAAUUAUGAGAGAAACAAUAUAGAGGGUUUUUUCCUAGCUUCAUGAAUUGUUCUGUAGAGUGGAUGAAGUUAAGAAAAAGUCCUCUUCAUAUAUUUCCAUUUAUAAGCGUCUUGUUUUUGAAAGUGAUCACAGCAUGAAAAUGACUGUGCUGCUUUUUAGUGUCUGGCUGCAUAACGUACAAGUCACAAUUUGCUGUUUUUUUCAGGAGGAGAAAGGGAACCUCCUUUACUAUUCUAUAUCCUAAAAUCUACUUCUAAUCAGCUUUAUACUGUUGCCUGUACAGCUCAGUGAAUGUACUUUCAUCUUUAAGAGUUCAGAUAUAUGCCAGUGAAUAUUUUUGCUGUAGAGGAGAAAGUAAAAACUCCACAGCGGGGAUCUUUUUCUUUGCUUUUGAAACCACCAUUGAAUCACUAUCGUUUUGCAGACUUUGCACAACUGUACAGGAGAGUGGCCUUUCUACAGCACAUUUUCAGUAAUCCUAUAUUUAGUCAAAAUGGAUGAGAAAUCAUGUAUUAAUGUUUGUAUGGAAUUUUGGGUCCAGUGUAAUAUUUUUAUCAUUUACAAAGAACUCUAUUUGUAAAAACAUUUAUUUACUGCAUGGAUAUUGACGCACAUUAAAUUUGUGGGAUUUUGUAUAUGUAAAAAAAAAACAAAAAACAAAAAACCUCUUGUCCUAAAAUGAAGUGUGCUUGUUACAGGUGUUUAGACUUAUUGAUGUUUACUAGACCAAAUGUGUAUGUUCACUUAAAAAUAUAUGUACCUGAUGGAUGUGUCGUGUUUACAGUGGCCAGGUUGUGGCCUGUAAACAGCAAGCAGUUGAUGGGAAGACUAGCUCUGUUGCUACUAAGCAGCUUUUACUUUUGUAAAGUCAGCUCUGUUGUUUUAAAUGGUAAAAAUUAAACUAAUGAAUUUGACAAGACUCGUGGCUAGCCUAGCAUGAAAGAGACCUUUUAACACUAUAUAAUAUCUGUACAUUUUAUUGCAUUCGUUUCAAAUCUAGGAGAGAGGCAGUACUGUAAACUGAAGUCAAAUAAAUUCAGCUC
Molecule: messenger RNA, 5286 nt
Organism: Piliocolobus tephrosceles (Ugandan red Colobus)
Lineage: Eukaryota; Metazoa; Chordata; Mammalia; Primates; Cercopithecidae
Gene: CNKSR2
Product: connector enhancer of kinase suppressor of Ras 2
Exons: 22
Coding region: 31-3135 (1034 amino acids)
Biological process (GO): regulation of signal transduction
Cellular component (GO): membrane; cytoplasm
Molecular function (GO): protein binding
Source: RefSeq, a predicted model, not a curated record